AUGAUUGUCCCUGUGCGCUGCUUCACGUGCGGCAAGGUGCUGGCCAACAAGUGGGAGACAUACCUGGGUCUGCUGCGCGCCGACUACACGGAGCGUGAUGCGCUGGACGAGCUAUCACUGAAGCGUUACUGCUGCCGUCGCAUGAUGCUGACCCACGUGGACCUUAUUGAGAAGCUGCUGCACUACAACACUGGCGCCAUUGAGCGAGGCGACGACUAA
This is a messenger RNA of Phytophthora nicotianae INRA-310, 219 nucleotides long. RefSeq names its product DNA-directed RNA polymerase I, II, and III subunit RPABC5. The transcript has 2 exons. The record is from RefSeq and is a predicted model, not a curated record. Gene Ontology annotation, biological process: transcription by RNA polymerase I; tRNA transcription by RNA polymerase III; transcription by RNA polymerase II. NCBI's taxonomy places the organism in Eukaryota, Oomycota, Peronosporomycetes, Peronosporales, Peronosporaceae. Gene Ontology annotation, molecular function: DNA binding; DNA-directed RNA polymerase activity; zinc ion binding. Gene Ontology annotation, cellular component: RNA polymerase I complex; RNA polymerase II, core complex; RNA polymerase III complex. The coding region runs from base 1 to 219 and encodes 72 amino acids.